AUGCCCUUGUUUCCAAGAGAUGUUGUCCUGCCUCUAGGCAGAGGGCCGCGUAGGGCUGCGGACGCUCAAGCAGAGGUGGAGAAGCUGCUGGAGAAAACCAGAUCUCAAGAGCAGCAGGUCGUUCAGCAAGAGAGCCUGAUCGUCUUGCGAGAGGAGCAGCUUCGGAAACGGGAAGCGGAACUCGGAGAAGAAAUGACGCAGCUGAAGGAAAAGUUCUCCAAAACAAAUGCGGAACUGCAGAAGGAUUUGCACGAACUGAGAGGGCAACUGGCAAAAGCCACUGAAGGAAAGACACCAGAGGACAAAGAACGGGAAGACCUUGAAAUACUUCAAGCAAAAGUCUCAAAAAUAGAGGAGGCUCUGCAGAAAUUUCCAGCGAUAGAACAGAGAUACGAAUAUCUUGGAAGAGUUGCUUGGAAUCUGAUGACUGAAGUGAACAGUGAAAAAGAACUAGUGACGAAAGCUCUUGAAGAUGUUUCCCACGAGAACGCGAGACAGAUCAGAAGGCUCCAAAUGGAACACGAGCUAGUAAGCAACGGUCUCCAGAGACUGCUGAACAAAACACAGUUCCUUUCGGUCCGACUGUGCCAGAGGGAGGCCGAAUACUACGGCAACAUCUGCAGCUACACCGCGGAGCUGCUUGGAGAGAGGAGGAUACAAAAGGAGCUUCUCACUCAGAUUCGAAGCCUGAAGGAGCCUUGCCGCAGCUCGCCUGCAGCUAUAUCUCAGCAGCUCUGCCUCCCUGAGCUGAGCCAGAACCUGGAUUCCCACGCAGAGCAAAUCUGGAAAGCUGUGUCACAAAUGGAGGAAGAAAUUCACAACAUAGAAGUGAUGUUGCAACAACUGGAGAACGAUGGCAGAAGAAAAAAGCGGAAGAGGCUGUUCGAAAACUCCUUUCGAAGUCGAUACAGAAGACUUUGAGACGGGCAGUAAAAGC
Sphaerodactylus townsendi is the source of this 937-nucleotide messenger RNA. RefSeq names its product golgin subfamily A member 6-like protein 7. The transcript has 6 exons. The record is from RefSeq and is a predicted model, not a curated record. NCBI's taxonomy places the organism in Eukaryota, Metazoa, Chordata, Lepidosauria, Squamata, Sphaerodactylidae. The coding region runs from base 1 to 921 and encodes 306 amino acids.